This is a messenger RNA of Pyricularia oryzae 70-15, 414 nucleotides long. RefSeq lists its product as uncharacterized. The transcript has a single exon. The coding region runs from base 1 to 399 and encodes 132 amino acids. The record is from RefSeq and is a predicted model, not a curated record. Lineage: Eukaryota; Fungi; Ascomycota; Sordariomycetes; Magnaporthales; Pyriculariaceae.
AUGACCUCCGUGGCCGGCGCGGUGGCUAGUGACUUUUGGAAAGUAGACCUUUAUGGACCCCCACAGGGUUACUCCAACGUCAAAAGUGAAAUAGUGGCCACGGUGGUCUGCGGGGACGGACGAAAAGCAAAUUUGAGUUACACUCAUAGCUGGCGCGGUGAUAGUACAACCAACACUAUUACCAUCAGAUGUCGAAUUACACCCAAGGUUAUUAAGGGUGGACCACUACCCCCUAACUACGAAUUGAAAGCGGAACCCAUAUGGGCCGGCGAUGAGCGAGCCAUAGAGGCUGCUAAGAGGGAGCAGGAAGAACGGUUCCAUGAACAAUUUGAACUUAUGAACCUGAUGAUGGACGCAUCGGCGGAUCCUAAGGCGCGGCGGCUGUUUGCAUCGCCGUAAGUAGGAGCAGAUACU